AUGUCAAUCGAUUGCAAUUUAUCACCUACCAUUGAACCAAUUCGUCAAUUAUUUACAAAUAAAUUAUUACAGAAACCAAUAAAAUAUAAAAAUAUUCAAAUAGAAGCCUAUGAAGCAUGUAUGAAAAGUAUACAAAAUAUUCAAGAUCAAUAUAAUAUUGAUUUAAAUCAAUUAAAUACAUUAAAUUCAAUCAUAAUUAAUGAUAAAUCCUAUUGGAAAUGGGAAAUAAUUAAUUCAACUAUUGAAUAUAUACCAUCAUUUUAUUAUCAUCAAAAUUAUGAUCGAUCUAAUAAAAUGAUAAAUAAUCAUCAUCAUAAUAAUAAUCAAUUCAAUAAUCAAUAUUCAAUGAUAAUUCCAUCAACUCCAUGCAAAAAAUCAAAUCAAAUUGAUCGAAAUCAUCAUACAAUCGAUAAUAAUGGAAUAUAUAUUAAAGAUCAAUUCACUUGUAAACAAUCUAUUCCAUUGAAUAAUGAAAUGAAACAAAUAACAUUACAUAAUAAUCAAUCAUGUAAUUUAUUUACACUAUGGCAACCAAAAAUAAAACGUGAAAAUUAUAUUCAUUUAAACAAGAAUCAAUUAACAAAUAAAUUAAAAAAUCAAUCCUCUUUCAUAAAUUAUCGAUCUAAAAGUUUAGAUCAUUAUUCAAAUCAUUUAAUACAAUUAAAUCAAUUAAAUCAAUAUCAUAAAACGAAAAUAAAAAAUCAAUUUUCUUCAUGUAUUGAUCUUUAUCAAAUGAAUAAUAAACAAAUAAAAAAUCAAUAUGAAACCAUCGAUUCUCUAUCAAAAGAAAUUAAUAGAAAACCAAAAUAUGAACAUAUGAUUAAAAAAUCUAAGCAAAAAAUAAUCAAUAAUCAUUUAUUGAUUACAUGAAAUAUAAAAUCGAAUAUUAUGGUUUCUACUACUACUACUUAAAUGACGAUAAGUGACUACAAAACUGACUUAUCGAAUGUACAAUAUUCAAUAGUGACCUUCGAGGAGAUCAUUAUCAUUAUUAUUUAUCUUACUAUUACUGCUAAUAAUAAUAAUAAUAUUCUUAUUAUUAUGUACCAAUUGUUUUAA
Molecule: messenger RNA, 1059 nt
Organism: Schistosoma guineensis
Lineage: Eukaryota; Metazoa; Platyhelminthes; Trematoda; Strigeidida; Schistosomatidae
Source: the annotation of a GenBank genome assembly